AUGACUGUCUGGGCCGUUCAGAGAGUCAUUAGGUCUCCAACGCAAAUGAAGGGGGUUUGCGCAGAACAGAACAGUGACAAUUGCAGGACGACUCGGUCCUUUUGA
Molecule: messenger RNA, 105 nt
Organism: Chondrus crispus (carragheen)
Lineage: Eukaryota; Rhodophyta; Florideophyceae; Gigartinales; Gigartinaceae
Exons: 1
Coding region: 1-105 (34 amino acids)
Source: RefSeq, a predicted model, not a curated record